This is a messenger RNA of Populus nigra (black poplar), 3452 nucleotides long. RefSeq names its product LEAF RUST 10 DISEASE-RESISTANCE LOCUS RECEPTOR-LIKE PROTEIN KINASE-like 1.1. Gene Ontology annotation, biological process: protein phosphorylation. The transcript is spliced from 5 exons. Bases 78 to 2051 code for a protein of 657 amino acids. Gene Ontology annotation, molecular function: protein kinase activity; ATP binding. The record is from RefSeq and is a predicted model, not a curated record. NCBI's taxonomy places the organism in Eukaryota, Viridiplantae, Streptophyta, Magnoliopsida, Malpighiales, Salicaceae.
ACCAAGACAUAGUUCUAGUAAGAGAAGUUGAUCCUGUUGGUGUCUCCAUUUUGUUUCUUAAAAUUGGGAGCUCGGGGAUGGCUCCCGUCCCUUUGCUAGUUUUCUUUGCCCUCUUUCACCCUUUGCUUAUUUGCGCUGCCAAAGAAGAUGGCUUGGCCUUCAAGAAGUGUCCGCCUUUCAAUUGUGGAAAGCUCGGAGAAAUCGGGUUCCCAUUUACCAAAAACACAAGUCCUGAGAUAUGCGGUCCCUGUAUGGUGAAUGGUUGUAACGAAAAUUCUCAAAGGAUCCAACUAGUAAGGGGAGGAAAAUGGUUUGAACUUGAAAGCAUCUCUCAGGCUGAUACCAUUUCAAUCACCGAUGAAGAAUUACGGGGACAUUUGAAUUCCAAUUCAUGCGAUUCCUUCAACAGUUUGAGUCUUCCACCAAGUCUCCCAUACUUCUAUAAUAAAAAAUUCUCCAACCUAACUUUAUUCAAAUGUGACCCCAGUGUCAAUUUUCCUCACCGUCUUGAAUUGAACUAUACAGGAUGCAAGAACUUCAGCAUCUAUUAUACUCGCAACACCAGUCUGCCUAGUCCUCCACCUACCUGUUCAAUUCUUCAGCUCCCAGUGACUAAUACCGAGAGUUAUGGUGACAUAUUCAGGCUGUUAACAGCUACCUUCUCUAUUAAAGUGUCUGUAUUGCCUUUCUGUUAUCAAUGUUAUUUGCAAAGAGGGGACUGUAAAAUCAACAAAGGAAACCUCAAAUGCAUCUAUUCAAUUAAAGAGAGAAAAAAAUUGAGAUUGAAGCUCGGACUAGGUCUCGUAGUCCCUUUCAUGGUAUUAAUAAUUUUGGUGUCCGUAUUUUUCAUCCGGUGGCAUCGACACAAGAGAAAACACAUUUCCUCUAACGUCAAUUCAGCAAAUGCUUCUUCAGAUCCCUCAUCAAAAUCAGACCCGGAAGGGGACACUAACUACUUUGGGGUCCCCAUCUUCUCCUAUUCUGAACUUGAAGAAGCCACAAACAACUUCGAUUCCAAACACGAACUUGGUGACGGAGGUUUCGGAACUGUAUAUUACGGCAAACUCCGAGAUGGGCGGGAAGUUGCAGUCAAGCGCCUAUAUGAACACAAUCGUAAGAGGAUAAAGCAGUUCAUGAAUGAAAUUCAAAUCCUUACCCGCCUGCGCCACAAAAAUCUUGUGUCUCUUUAUGGGUGUACUUCUUGCUACAGCCGCGAGCUCCUCCUUGUCUAUGAAUACAUUCCCAAUGGCACAGUUGCAGAUCAUCUCCAUCAUGAUCGAGCCAAAUCUGGUUCACUAACUUGGACUAUUCGAAUGAGGAUUGCCAUAGAAACGGCUAGCGCAUUGGCUUAUCUGCAUGCAACUGAUAUCAUUCACCGGGAUGUAAAAACGAACAAUAUCCUUCUUGACAACAAUUUCUGUGUGAAAGUUGCAGAUUUUGGGCUUUCCAGGUUGUUCCCCAACGAUGCCACUCACAUCUCAACUGCUCCACAGGGAACACCUGGCUAUCUUGACCCAGAAUACCAUCAGUGUUACCAGCUGACAGCUAAGAGUGAUGUCUAUAGCUUUGGUGUUGUCCUCAUUGAGCUCAUAUCAUCAAUGCCUGCUGUUGAUAUGACUAGGAAUCAGCAUGAGAUUAAUUUGGCCACAUUAGCAAUGAACAUGAUUCAAAAAUGUGCAUUUGAUGAGUUGAUUGACCCAUAUCUUGGGUACAAGUCAGAUGAGGAAAUUAAAAGAAUGACAACUUCAGUUGCAGAGUUGGCUUUUUUAUGCUUGCAGCAGGGCAAGGAAAUCAGACCUUGUAUGAAUGAGGUGCUAAAGGAACUAAAAGCAAUGGAGAGUGGGGGGUAUGAGUUGGGGAAUCUGGAACAGGAGCAUGGUGAUAACGAUGCAUCAAAGAAAAAGGAACCUCCGGAUUGUGAUGUGGCUGCAUUGCUAAAGAAUAUCCGGUCACCGCUGUCAUCGAAUUCCACAACUGAUCAGUGGUUUAGCAGUUCUACUACACCUAAUGUUGAUCCAAUAGUGGUCGAUAGAGAACGGAAGAGGAGCUAGAAAUGCUUGGUCAUGGCAAGUUCUAUUCAUAAGUGUAAGGCAUAUAUCUCCAAGCCAAUUGGAAACUGAAGAUACCAUAUUGUUAUCUAAGGUUUGAAUGUAGGGGCUAGGGAGGCCGGGAGAAGAAUUCUUCUUUUUGCGAGGAGGACGUGCUUUUCUAAAAUAAUUUAUUUGAUGAUACAAACAUACAUGAAUAAGACAAAUAAAAAAAAAACUUAUCACCCGUAAAAAAAAUAUAAAAAUAUGUCCCGUUCAUAUUUCUUCUCUAUUUAUAUCUAGUUUUGUCUUCUUUAGAUUUUGUCCAUGUGUUGAUUCUUUGAUCUCUACAAAGCAAGGCAAAGGACAAGACAGACUUUUCCAAAGCCCUCUUCUAAUCUAUGAAGACAACAUAAUUUUCUCAUUUUCCAAGAUAUUCCAUUCAAAGGAGGGAAGGAAGGAAGGAAGGAAGGAAGCACGCACUUUAAGAAAACUAAAGUAGAGAAUUGGAGAUUUCCAAAACUGAUCCUUUCCUCUUUCUUCCAAGCAAAACCACAAACACACAAACAUCAUUAUUACCAUCACACUGAUAGUGAUAGAUACUCCCUAUUUUUAUUUUAAAUUCAAAAUUUUCCACCGAAAUUUCAGGUAACUUAAAUAGACAGGCAAAUCAGAUAUAGAGAGCGAACAAAUUAAGAGACAACGAGGGAGGAACCUGCCAACAAUGGCGACGUUGCAGAAAUUCAAGCUUCUAGCAACACAAUGCGGCGUUGCACAGAGUCCAACACGAAGCCCGAGAACGAGUCCAGUUGUCCACCUCCCCCAGCGCCGUAAAACCACACUCCGGAUGCUCCUCGGACGCCGCUCUCCUCGUCGCCAGGAACCACAGCUACCGCCGAUUCACCCGGUGGCGCCGUUGCCGGAGAGAAAGAGAGACACUUUGAAGGACUUGUUUAUAUCUUCGGCGAUGUCGUUUGAUGAUGAAUUAGAAGAGGGGAAGAGAGGGAAAGAGAUGGAAGAUGUGAUUGGAGGAGGAUUUGGAGGUAAGUGUGACGUGUAUAGGAUGAAAGUUAACGGUUUAGGAGAUGGACCGGGUUCGCCUAGACCCGGUUGGAUCGGGCUUAGACACCGGUCUAUUUUGAGGAGAGCUUGGCGGCCUAUGCUUGUUGCUAUCCCGGAGACUGAGGAACUUCAAUGUUAAUUUGAUUUUAACUGCCAUGUCAGGGGUUUUCUACUGUUACUGAAGUGCUAGUAAAUAACUUUGGUAUUAAUCCAAUUUUUUUGGGUUAAAAAAAAAGAAAAAAAGAGAGAGAAAGAGGGAGUGUUUCUAUUUGCCGAUAUGAGUUAGGGAUGUAGAGGGGUAAUUUGAUUUAACUAUGCAAAUGAAAUACUGAAUUUCUCAAAUUCAGUUAUGAUUACAGUUAA